This is a messenger RNA of Protopolystoma xenopodis, 807 nucleotides long. NCBI's taxonomy places the organism in Eukaryota, Metazoa, Platyhelminthes, Monogenea, Polystomatidea, Polystomatidae. The record is from the annotation of a GenBank genome assembly.
CGACGCGAACGAGACGGGCAAAAGGUCGAGUUGGAAGUUCGAGAUCAACUGACCAAAGAGAGGACGACUGCUCGCGAUGCAACACUGACACGACAAUCCGACGACAAAUGGGCCGAACUGGCCGAGGUCGAGGUGGAGGCGAAGGCGAAGGCGAAGGCGAAGGAUCGACGUCAUCCUCACAAGCCGUCCCAUCGGACGCAGCCUCGAGACCCGGCGUCUCGGCAACACCGAGCGCAUAGCCACUCGCGUCCGCACAUCCUCUCCACGUCUGGCCGCCUCGCAGAAGCGUCUGACGACGAAUCGGUCAACGCAUUGGCCGCCUCCAGUCUCUCCUCGUUGCUGAUCGCCUGCUCGCCCGGUCUGGGCGUGAGUCCCGCCUCGCCGAUGCUGAGUCCCAGUCGGCCUUUGGGCACCGAUUGGGGCAGUCGUUUGGCCUCGAGGCACGAUCAAAACGGUCUCGACGAGAGUCUGGCCGGGGACGAGGCUCUGGAGGGGCGAAGGUCGCCUCGACACGAAACCAAGAAACGGCACAAGACGAAAACUCGAGUCCCGGCCGGCCGAGGAUUGUCGAAAGGCCCUCGAGACAACAGACACAGUCCCUGUCCACACCUCGAAGACGACAUUCUGUUGGUCGAAACACCGGCCUUAGGCAAGCGGACAGGAAAUAACAUUGUAGCAGUGGACACUGAACCAUCUGGAGGUACCACAUCAAAGCACGACUUGAGCGAAUAUCUCCUCGGCUAUGGGGAGCCGGCGGCGAGCCUCCCCUCCAAAAUGAAUGUCGGUUCUCGUAUGUGGCAAAUUUGA